AUGGAGGUUCUCUCGCUUCUGCUUCAAAAAGCUGCUAGUGCUCCUUACAAAUAUCACGCUCAUUGUGCCAAGCAAAAAAUAAUUAACGUGACGUUUGCCGACGACUUAUUUAUUUUUGUGCAUGGUGAUGUUGUCUCGGUUAAGAAGGUUAAGGAGGCUCUUCAAACGUUUACCAACAUUUCUGGGUUGGCUCCUAGUCCGGCGAAAAGCACAGUUUUCUUUUGCAAUGUUCCUCAGUCGAUAAGACAGGAAAUUAUGGAUAUUAUGCCGUUUCAGGAGGGUGUGUUUCCGGUUCGCUAUUUGGGGGUUCCACUCAUUUCCUCAAGGCUUCUGUUUAAAGAUUGCCAAGUCCUUAUUGAUCGAAUGGACAAGAAGAUUGCUAAUUGGAUGACAAAGUCGUUAUCGUUUGCUGGCCGGUUGCAACUUAUAAACUCGGUUCUCUCAUCUAUGAAUAUUUAUUGGGCUUCAGUCUUCAUUAUUCCCACUCGGGUUAUCAAGGAGCUUGAGAAAAGAAUUCAUAGAUUCUUGUGGAAUGCGGGAUUGGAGGCUAAUGCGGGUUUUAAUUUAAAGUCUUCGGUGGCUGAUGUUAUUGAUGCGAGUGGGCAUUGGAGAUGGCCUCAAGCUUGGCUAGAUUUAUUUCCGGUUCUAAUAAGCAUUCAGACGCCUCAGCUGGUUGGUAAUGCUCCUGAUCGUCUGACUUGGAAGGAUUUGGAUGGGAAUAUUGUCGAGUUUGACUCGGCUCAGGUGUGGCAUACGAUUCGGAAUAGGGAUAAUCAUGCGGCUUGGGCUAACAUGGUAUGGUUCUCCCAAUGUGUUCCUGGCCAUUCGUUCCAUAUGUGGUUAGUGUUCCGGAAUAAACUUAAGACUCAGGAUAGGUUGGCGGUUUGGGAAGCUGGAAGUGCUACAAAUCUUAACCUUAUGUGUUGCCCUUUGUGCAAACAUGGUCGAGAUAGCCGAGAUCAUUUGUUUUUUCAGUGUGGGUUUGCAAAUCAAGUUUGGACUAACGUGAAGAGCAUGGUGAAUUUGGAGAGUGUUGAUAACACAUGGCAGUCUUUAAUGCAAUGGGUUGAUCAAUACUCUAAUUCUAAGAAAAUUGAUGACAUUGUGUGCAAAUUGGUGGUGGCUGCGACUUCUUAUUAUGUCUGGCAAGAGAGAAAUAGUCGGCUGUUUAGUUCUAAUCAAUUGACUGAGUUACAAGUGGCUGACAAGAUCAAAAAUUCGGUUCGGCUUCGGCUCAUGGGUUUCAAGUUCCAAGUGGAUUCUGCUAGGCGGGGGAUUUUCAGAAUCUGGAAGAUAGAUGAUAACAAGGAUGAUGUAGCGGAUCCGGGCUAG
Messenger RNA from Helianthus annuus (common sunflower), 1332 nucleotides. RefSeq lists its product as uncharacterized. Lineage: Eukaryota; Viridiplantae; Streptophyta; Magnoliopsida; Asterales; Asteraceae. The record is from RefSeq and is a predicted model, not a curated record. The coding region runs from base 1 to 1332 and encodes 443 amino acids. The transcript has 2 exons.